Molecule: messenger RNA, 4921 nt
Organism: Gadus macrocephalus (Pacific cod)
Lineage: Eukaryota; Metazoa; Chordata; Actinopteri; Gadiformes; Gadidae
Product: zinc finger protein 423-like
Exons: 16
Coding region: 390-4496 (1368 amino acids)
Biological process (GO): regulation of transcription by RNA polymerase II
Cellular component (GO): nucleus
Molecular function (GO): RNA polymerase II transcription regulatory region sequence-specific DNA binding; DNA-binding transcription factor activity, RNA polymerase II-specific
Source: RefSeq, a predicted model, not a curated record
AGGGUGAUGGGAGAGAAAAUACACUGUGUCCUUAUUUCUGAGCUCCGUCGGGAUACAUACUUCUUGGAGCUUUCUAUUUAGAUGUUGCUGCUAUCGAGAGCGAGAGAGGGAGCGAGAGAUAGAAUGAGAGAGAGAGAGGGAUUAUUAUUAUGCAUUUGUGUGUCUAAUUCAUUCUCUCCCCGUGUCUGACAUCCUCAUUUUCUUCCCGUGUGUGUCCCGUUUGUCCUCACCCUUACACCCAUUCUACUUCUUCUGGUAUAAACGACACAUGAAAAAACAACAUGUUUAUAGAUGCUAUUAAUUAAUAUGUAAAACUAAUUAAGUAUCUACAUAUUUUGUCUCCAAUUUCCUCUCUAUCUCUCUACGGCUCUCUGUCACUCUUUCUCUCUAUGGCUCUCUGUCACUCUUUCUCUCUAUGGCUCUCUGUCACUCUUUUUCUCUAUGGCUCUCUGUCACUCUUUCUCUCUAUGGCUCUCUGUCCCUCUUUCUCUCUAUGGCUCUAUAUCUCUCUCUCUCUCUCUCCUCUCUUUGUGUCAGAUGGUGAAGACGACCCCGCCGGUCUCAACUGGGUGCCCUCUUCCCCGUCCAGCAAGGACAUGGCCUCCCCCUCCCAGCACGGCUGCGGUGACCUGGGCCCCGGUGAGGAGGAGGGGGGCGCCGGCCUGCCCUACCCCUGCCAGUUCUGCGACAAGUCUUUCAGUCGUCUGAGCUACCUGAAGCGCCACGAGCAGAUCCACAGUGACAAGCUGCCCUUCAAGUGCACCUUCUGCAGCCGGCUGUUCAAGCACAAGAGGAGCAGAGACCGCCACGUCAAGCUGCACACAGGUGACAAGAAGUACAGCUGUCAGGAGUGUGAGGCGGCCUUCUCUCGCUCCGACCAUCUCAAGAUUCACCUCAAGACUCACAGCUCCAGCAAGCCCUUCAAGUGCAGCGUGUGCAAGCGUGGCUUCUCCUCCACCUCCUCACUGCAGAGCCACAUGCAGGCUCACCGCAAGAACCGAGAGCACCUGGCCCUGAGGGCGGAGCGGGACGGGGGCCGGAAGGGCGGCGGCGGCGGCGAGGGGGACCUGGACCAGGACCUCUACAUGUGUGACUACUGCGAGGAGACCUUCAGCCAGACGGACGAGCUGGAGAGACACGUGCUGACCCGCCACCCCCAGCUGUCGGACCGCGCCGACCUGCAGUGCAUCCACUGUCCCGAGAUCUUCCUGGACGAGGCGUCGCUGCUCACCCACAUCGAGGCGCAGCACGCCAACCGCAAGCACAAGUGCCCGGUCUGUCUGGAACAGUUCCCCUCCGUGGAGGAUGUCUACUGCCACCUGGACAGCCACCGCCAGCCUGACUCGUCCAAUCACAGCGCGGCCAGCCCGGACCCGGCGCUGGGCAGUGUGGCGUCCAUGAGCUCGGCCACGCCCGACUCCAGCGCCAGCCUGGAGAGGGGCUCCACGCCCGACUCCAUCCUGAAGACCGGCCGGGGCGCGGAGCGAGGCCGCCGGCGGGGCGCGGAGAGCGGGGAGGACUUGGUGCUGAACCUGGGUCAUCUCGCCGGAGGUGGGCACUGGUCCAAGGUCACCUACUCCUGCCCCUACUGCUCCAAGAGGGACUUCCACAGCCUGGCGGUGCUGGAGAUCCACCUGAAGACCAUCCACGCCGACAAGCCCCAGCAGAGCCACACGUGCCAGCUGUGUCUGGACACGCUGCCCACCCUCUACAACCUCAACGAGCACGUGCGCAAGGCUCACCGUGGCAACGGGGGCGGCGGCGGCGGCGGCGGCGGCGGCGGCGGCGGGGGUCCGGUGGCCACGGCGGCCGCGGCCUUCCCCCUGCUGCAGUUCACCAACGUGUCGGCGUUCCACUGCAACUACUGCCCCGACAUGUUCGGAGACAUCAACUCCCUGCAGGAGCACAUCCGCGUGUCCCACUGCCUCCCCGGGGGGGUCAUGGCCGGCUCCACCACGCUAGGUGGGUUCGAGGGGAACCACGCCUUCUUCUGCAACCAGUGCUCCAUGGGCUUCCUGACGGAGUCGUCGCUGACGGAGCACAUCCAGCAGACCCACUGCAACUCUGCUCUGGGGGGAGGGGCUGCGUCUGGCGGGGGCGUGACCAAACUGGAGUCCCCGGUGCUUCAGUCUGCAUCUCAGUCCUUCAUGGAGGUCUACUCCUGCCCGUACUGCACCAACUCCCCCAUCUUCGGCUCCCUGCUCAAGCUCACCAAGCACAUCAAGGAGAACCACAAGAACAUCCCUCUGGCCAACAACAAGCGGCAGGCCAAGAUGGCGGACCUCAGCCCCGCCUCCUCCGACGUGGAGAUCUCCUCGCCCAAGCGCCACCGCUUCGGCGGCGACUCGGCCGGCUCCAACGGCGACUACCCCUGCAACCAGUGCGACCAGCGCUUCUCCAGCUUCGAGGGCUUCCAGGCCCACCUCAAGUCCCACCUGGAGCAGCUGCUGCGGCGGCAGUCCUGCCCGCAGUGCAACAAGGAGGACUUUGAGUCGCAGGAGGCCCUGCUGCAGCACCUGACGGUGCACUACACCACCACCUCCACGCAGUACGUGUGCGAGAGCUGCGACAAGCAGUUCACCUCGGUGGACGACCUGCAGAAGCAUCUGCUGGACAUGCACACCUUCGUGCUGUACCACUGCACCCUGUGCCAAGAGGUGUUCGACUCCAAGGUGUCAAUACAGGUGCACCUGGCGGUGAAACACAGCAACGAGAAGAAGAUGUUCCGGUGCACGGCGUGCGCAUGGGACUUCCGGAAGGAGUCGGACUUGCAGCUCCACGUCAAGCACAGCCACCUGGGCCAGAGCAACAUUCUCCCGGGGGGCAUCAGCGCAGGACUAAAGCCUCGCAAGUGCAUCUUCUGCGGGGAGACGUUCGGGACCGAGGUGGAGCUCCAGUGCCACAUCACCACGCACAGCAAGAAGUUCAACUGCCGCUUCUGCGGCAAGGCCUUCCAGGCCAUCACCCUGCUGGAGCGCCACCUGCGGGAGAAGCACUGCAUGACGGACGGCGGGAAUGUCAUCACCUGCAACAGCAGCGGCGCCGGCAGCCAGAACGGCACGCCCAACGGCGUGGCGCAGCCCUCCAACAAGCGCGGCGGCGGCGGGCCCACCGGGAACGGGGGCGGGGCCGAGAGGACCUCAGUGGCGGCGGCGGAGCAGGCGGACCUCCAGAACAUGAUGCUGAAGAACGCGGCGGCGGCGGCGGCGGCGGCGGCGGCAGGGGGGGGAGGGGACGCGGCCAACAGCCACGAGGCCAGCGGCGGGGAGGAGGAGCUGGACAACGCCGAGCCCAUGUACGCCUGCGACAUCUGCGGCGCGGCGUACACCAUGGAGUCCCUGCUGCAGAACCACCGCCUGCGAGACCACAACAUCCGCCCCGGGGAGGACGACGCGGGCACUCGCAAGAAGAAGGCCGACUUCAUCAAGGGGAACCACAAGUGCAACGUCUGCUCCCGCACCUUCUUCUCCGAGAGCGGCCUGCGGGAGCACGCGCAGACGCACCGCGGCCCCGCCAAACACUACAUGUGCCCCAUCUGUGGAGAACGAUUCCCCUCCCUGCUGACGCUCACUGAACACAAGGUCACCCACAGCAAGAGUCUGGACACGGGGACGUGCCGCAUCUGCAAGAUGCCACUGCAGAGCGAGGAGGAGUUCAUCGAGCACUGCCAGAUGCACCCCGACCUGCGCAACUCGCUCACGGGCUUCCGCUGCGUGGUCUGCAUGCAGACGGUCACCUCCACGCUGGAGCUCAAGAUCCACGGCACCUUCCACAUGCAGAAGCUGUCGGCCGGGGCCACGCUGGGGGGAGGCGGAGGAGGAGGAGGAGGAACCGGAACAGGAGGAGGAGGAGCUGGAGGAGGGGGAGUGGGCGCUGGCGGCGGCUCCACCUCUUCGUCGCCCAACGGGGCUCUGAUGCAGCAACACAAGUCCUACAAGUGCGCCCUGUGUCUCAAGGAGUUCAAGAACAAGGGCGAGCUGGUGAAGCUGGACGUCAACGGCCUGCCCUACGGCCUGUGCGCCAGCUGCAUGACCAGGAGCACAAACGGCCAGAGCCCCACACAGGGAGGGGCUCUCACGCCAGGGGAUGCCCAGUUGGAGAAGCCUAUGUCUGGGCUCAGGUGCCCAGAGUGUGGGGUGAAGUUCGAGAGCUUGGAGGACCUGGAGAGCCACGUGCAGACGGACCAUCCCGAGGUCAGCCCAGAUAGCCUGGGGAAGAAAGCAGAGGCAUCGCCCGCGCCCAAGAAAAAGACCUACCAAUGUAUUAAAUGCCAAAUGACGUUUGAGACGGAGAGAGAGAUCCAGAUCCAUGUGGCCAAUCACAUGAUCGAAGAGCCCGCCGGACGGCAAGGUUUGUCCCCUCUCUGUCUCCUUAGUCUGCACCGUGCGCUUGUGGCGGCAUGCUGCUGCCUGCCCAUCACCAUCUCAUUUAUUCUGGUUCCCAACCCGACCCCCCCUGUUCUUAGACGGAUGAGGCCGUCUGUGUUUGGACUCUGAAGCACGGUCGGCAGUUUGUUAGCGCUUUGCACUCAACUGCGUUGAAUCAUUCUUAAAAAUAAUCUGGCCAAUGCCUGCUACAAGUUAAACCAAUGCUUGAGAAUGUCUAGGCUAUUUCGCGUUAGAGCAUCAUUCGUGCGUUCAUUUUGAUCGUCAGCGUAGACGGCUGGAGACGGCUCAAACCGAAUCAGAGCCAGAGAGGAACAGUGCUUGGACAGAAUGAGGAUCAGAGUUGCGCCCCCAUCGAGGCCAACCCCAGCCACCAGGCUUCCCUCAAUCCCCUUCCCCUUGCUCCACCGCAACUCUGCAUUCACCUGAACCCAACCCUGCUCCUUUUCUGCAUGCGUCUUAUUCCCUAGACCCCCACGUUCACUCACAUGGACACGGACACUCGCACACAUGGACACAUACGGACACGCACACAA